Carassius auratus (goldfish) is the source of this 2648-nucleotide messenger RNA. RefSeq names its product leukocyte elastase inhibitor-like. The transcript has 7 exons. Gene Ontology annotation, molecular function: serine-type endopeptidase inhibitor activity. The coding region runs from base 73 to 1233 and encodes 386 amino acids. Gene Ontology annotation, biological process: negative regulation of endopeptidase activity. The record is from RefSeq and is a predicted model, not a curated record. Lineage: Eukaryota; Metazoa; Chordata; Actinopteri; Cypriniformes; Cyprinidae.
ACCAAACAUGUGCAGUGGAGUUGUCAAACCAACGAAGAGGACAACUGAAUUACGCCGAAAGGACAUAAUAAAAUGUCAUCGGUCAUGGAGGGUGUGUCUCGUGCUAUCAGUCUCUUCGCUCUGGAUCUCUAUCGGGCUUUGAGCGCGAGCAACGCUGAGGGAAACAUGUUCUUCUCUCCACUGAGCAUCAGCGCAGCGCUCAGCAUGGUCUACCUGGGAGCCCGAGGAGAGACAGAUGAAGAAAUGGCCAAGGUUUUGUCCUUUAGUUCUGUCUCUGAUGUUCACUCUCAUUUUGAGACCCUCACCUCAACUAUUAACAGUCCAUCAGCUACCUACAUCCUCAAAUUUGCAAACCGUCUCUAUGGAGAGAAGACCUUCAGCUUCUUACCUGAGUAUUUGGAGUCCACUCUGAAGCUGUACCACGCUGACCUUCAGGCUGUGGACUUCAUUGGAGCAUUUGACGAGUCACGACAGCUCAUUAACAAAUGGGUGGAAGAGCAGACAGAGAAUAAAGUUAAAGAUCUUCUCAAGCCUGGAAUGUUGACCGGGAUGACCCGACUAGUUCUAGUUAAUGCCAUCUACCUCAAAGCGAACUGGAUGCACACAUUUAAAGCAACAGAAACUGAAGAAAUGCCAUUUAAAAUAAAUCAGAAUGAGAGCCGGCCUGUGCAAAUGAUGUACCAGAAGAAGAAGUUCCCCUUCAGAUACAUCCCAGAGUAUGAAGUGCAGGUGCUGGAGUUACCAUAUAAACAAAAGGAGCUCAGCAUGUUGAUACUUCUUCCAAAUGAAACUCAGGAUGGCUCUGACCCUCUUCUAAAGCUGGAAAGUGAGUUGACCCUUGACAAGCUGCUUGACUGGACCGAAAGAGACAAAAUGACUAUGAAGAUGACUAUCAAAGUCCAUUUGCCAAAGUUCAGGCUGGAGGUUGAGAACUCCCUAUCAGUAAUAUUGCAAAAGAUGGGUAUGAGCUCUGUGUUCCAGGAAACAAAGGCUGAUCUGACAGGCAUGAGCAGUAAAGGUGGUCUCUUCCUUUCAGCAGUGAUCCACAAGGCUUUUAUUGAAGUCGAUGAGGAAGGCACUGAGGCAUCAGCAGCCAAUGCAGUGUUUUUGUUAGGCAGUUGCCGUCAAACACAAUUUCAGAGUUUUACAGCAGAUCACCCCUUCUUGUUCUUCAUCAGGCACAACACCACUAACAGCAUCGUCUUCCUUGGCAGAUUCAGAGGCCCUUCCUAAAAAUUAACUUUUUCUGUUACACCCAAAUGUGUUUUUCUUUGAAUGUUUUAUCAAAUAACCAAACAUUUCACAAUAUGCAUUUGUUUUUGUAUUCACAAAUGGCAUUUGGAAAGUUGGGGAAUCUCCCUUUAACCACAUCAGUGUUUGAAAAUGAUCUUUAAAUUGUAUCUUUGUCUCAGGUAGUUGUACUACAGAUGAAAAAAUAGACAGCAUAGUAGUGCACUAAAAUGUUUUGUAUUCUUCCUGUUAAAUUUUUUAAUAAAAGCAUAAUUCCCUUUUUCAGAUUUAAAAAUAAUAUAACUAAAUUAGAAUUGAGUUUCAUUAAACAGCAGCAUUAAAACAGUGACAGUGAGGGGAGCUAAAAUCCAAAGAAAUGAUGUUGCUGCAACAUUAUGAUGUAAAACGGUUAUAACGCAGUUCUAUAUAUAGUCUACUAUAGCUUUCUGAGUUAAAGAUGAGAUGGGGUGUGAUAAAGAGAGUGUAUAUUUAGGCUGUUUUCGGCCAUAGCUAUGAUGUACACUGCCUGUCAUACACCAGAGAACUCCAUACAGCAGAAACACACACAGGGAGGGGCCUUCUCAACAACAUACUGUCAUGAUUCUGCCUUCAUGUCCUGACUUUCCUCUAGUCUUGAGGCAGGAUCAUGACAGACCCAUGUUUUGUGUACAAGCACAUGGCCUUGUCUUUGGGCCAUGUGCUUGUGUUGUCUCGUUCCCUUGCCCCGCCCCCCUUGUUAUCCUAGUUGUAGUGAUUGCCGUACCUGUGCCACCUGUUGUGUCUUGAUUAGUUCUCCUAUUUAGAUCCCCUAGUGUGCUCUGUCUUUUGUCGGUUCAUUGUGAUUGUUCUACAUUGUGAUAAGUGUUGCUACAUGUUCCUGUUAUAUUUUGUUACUCGGUGUUGCUCUUGAAAGAAGACGUUGUGAGACCUGUUAUUGUUUAUUUGUAGUGAGUGUUAGAAUCUUUGUUUGUCUUGUCAAGUUAUUUAGUAUCUGCCCUAGUCAUUGUUUUCCCCCUCUUGGGUUUUGUUUUCCCCUUUUUGUGAUUAAUAAACCCUUCGUGUUGUGAUUCCUGUCUGCACUUGAGUUCAUCCCAACCCUCCACACAACAACAUACAGCAAGAGCUCCAUAACAGCUAUUCUCAUUAAACAUUUUCAUGAUAACAUCUUUUAGAAAAUCGAGUGAACAUCUGAACCCGUUAGAAUAAUUUAUAAACUUGUGCAAUUGGGCACAGCAGCGAAGUGCCAACUCAAGAAGAGGACAACCGAAUUACUGCAAGAGGACAUCCUUAAAAAACAUAAAAUGUUACAUUUACACUUGUUGGCACCUAACAGUGUUUUUCGAGAUGGUUGCAUAACAAUGGUAAUCAGCUGGUGUUUGGGUUUUUAUUAGUCGCAGUGUCGUCAGUCAUGUAUGGAA